Molecule: messenger RNA, 2355 nt
Organism: Suillus clintonianus
Lineage: Eukaryota; Fungi; Basidiomycota; Agaricomycetes; Boletales; Suillaceae
Exons: 12
Coding region: 62-2287 (741 amino acids)
Biological process (GO): mRNA splicing, via spliceosome; spliceosomal complex assembly
Cellular component (GO): Prp19 complex; U2-type catalytic step 2 spliceosome; precatalytic spliceosome
Molecular function (GO): protein binding
Source: RefSeq, a predicted model, not a curated record
UCGACAGCUUGUCCCGCUAUUCUUUGCUCACUGGCACGGGAAAUUCAUCGGUGUCGCGAUUAUGCAGGACGGCAGAGCACCAAGGAUCAGGAAUCGGGCGCCUGCCGCUAUCCAGAUCACUGCAGAGCAGCUUCUGCGAGAGGCUCAAGAGCGUCAAGAAUCCACCUUCCGCGCUCCCAAACAACGUGUUGAAGAUUUUGAAGAACUUCACGAGUACCGCGGCCGCAAGCGAAAGGAAUUUGAAGAGCGAGUCAGAAGGACAAGAGGCAGCAUUAAAGAAUGGACUCAGUAUGCAAACUGGGAGGCAAGCCAAAAUGAAUUUGACCGGUCUCGCUCUAUCUUCGAACGUGCUUUGGACGUGGACCCUCGAAGCAUUCAGCUAUGGCUCAGUUAUACUGAAAUGGAACUCAAGUCUCGCAAUGUCCAACACGCACGCAAUCUAUUCGAUCGCGCCGUGACUCUAUUGCCUCGGGUAGACCAACUCUGGUACAAGUAUGUUUACUUGGAGGAGCUUCUGCAAAAUGUCCCCGGUGCCCGACAAGUCUUUGAGCGGUGGAUGCAAUGGGAACCGGAUGACAAAGCUUGGCAGGCAUACAUAAAGAUGGAGGAGCGGUAUGAUGAAUCGGACAGGGCCAGUGUUAUAUAUGAGCGGUGGAUAGCUGUAAGGCCAGACCCGAGGGUAUGGGUGAAGUGGGCAAAGUUUGAGGAGGAGCGGGGAAAGUUGGACAAGGCAAGAGAGGUAUUCCAAACCGCUCUUCAAUUCUUCGGCGACGAGGAAGAGCAGGUUGAGAAGGCUCAAGCAGUUUUCAAUGCUUUUGCCAAGAUGGAAACUCGGUUGAAAGAGUACGAGCGCGCUCGAGUGAUAUACAAAUUCGCACUAUCACGUCUUCCGCGAUCAAAAUCGGCGAAUUUGUACGCAGCUUACACCAAAUUCGAGAAGCAACAUGGCACACGGUCCAUUGUAGAAUCCACUGUGCUCGGCAAGCGAAGAAUCCAGUAUGAAGACGAAGUCGCGCAGGACGGACGAAAUUAUGACGUCUGGUUCGACUAUGUUAGGUUGGAAGAAGGUGCCCUACGAACCUUGCGAGAGGAAGGAGGCACCAAAGAAGAGGAGGAUGCUGCCAUGGAGCGCGUGCGAGACGUUUACGAGCGUGCUGUUGCGCAUGUCCCUCCUGGACAAGAAAAGCGUCAUUGGAGACGGUAUAUCUUCCUUUGGCUUGAGUAUGCUUUGUUCGAGGAGAUCGAAACCAAGGACUAUGACCGUGCACGCCAAGUAUAUCGCACAGUUCUAAGCCUUGUGCCACACAAGCAGUUUACCUUUGCAAAACUGUGGAUCAUGGCUGCGAGGUUUGAGAUCAGGCAGUUGGAUUUGAUGGCAGCGCGCAAAAUGCUCGGGACCGCAAUUGGCAUGUGUCCGAAGGAGGCUUUACUCAAGGGUUAUAUUCAACUCGAGAUGGAUCUGCGAGAAUUUGAUCGCGUGCGGACAUUAUACGAGAAGUAUCUUGAGUACGAUCCUACCAACUCAGCGGCGUGGAUCAAGUACGCUGAACUCGAGACGGCUCUUGAGGACUUCACCCGUGCAGAGGCGAUCUUUGAACUUGGAGUAUCUCAAGCAUCGCUAUCUAUGCCCGAAAUCCUUUGGAAGGCAUAUAUCGACUUCGAAGUCGAUGAGCAGGGUGAUCGGGAGAAGACGAGGUCACUUUACGAGCGCCUGGUGAUCCUCAGCGGACACCACAAGGUGUGGAUAUCCUAUGCCGAGUUCGAGGGGUCGAGUAUUCCCCUGCCCAGGGCUCUGCGAGAAGAAGAGGAAGACGAGGAUGCCGAACCUCGUGUUGUCGCUGGUGAUCCCGAACUAGCACGACAAGUCUUUGAACGUGGUUACAAAGACUUGAAGGCCAAGGGCCUAAAAGCCGAGAGGGUUGCUUUGCUUGAGUCAUGGAAGGCAUUCGAGCAAGAACACGGCAGCGAGAGCGAUGUCACCAAGGUACAAGGUAUGAUGCCUAUUGUCGGCAGGAAGCAGCACGUCGACAAAGAGACAGGCCAGGUUGUGGAAGAUUGGGAACUUGUGUUCGCCGACGACGAACGAGAAGCCAACCCAAGAUCUUUCAAGUUCUUGCAGAUGGCUCAUGCCUGGAAACAUUCGCAGGCCAAGAAAUCGGGAGGGCCUGGUAUUCUUUCUGGUUUCACUCCCGCAGUUGAAUCUGCUCAGAAUGAUGAUGUACGGAUGGAGGACCGUAAGGAGCAGGACGAUUCACAUAGCGAUGUCGCUAGUUCUGAUGGUGAAUGAUGGUUGACCAGGUACCUGCUGGUUUUAUGUAUUCUGUAAUUUCUGAAUGCAUUUGCUUGUCGAGACUC